AUGUGUAAGGGACUGGCAGCUCUGCCACACUCAUGCCUGGAAAGGGCCAAAGAGAUCAAGAUCAAAUUGGGUAUUCUUCUCCAGAAGCCAGACUCUGCUGUUGACCUUGUCAUUCCAUAUAAUGAGAAGCCGGAGAAGCCUGCCAAGGCGCACAAGCCCUCGCUGGAGGAGGUCCUGCAAUGGCGCCAAUCCCUGGACAAACUUCUCCAGAGCAACUACGGAUUUGCCAGCUUCAAAAGUUUCCUGAAGUCUGAAUUCAGUGAGGAAAACCUUGAGUUCUGGGUUGCCUGUGAGAAUUACAAGAAGAUCAAGUCCCCCAUCAAAAUGGCAGAGAAGGCAAAGCAAAUCUAUGAAGAAUUCAUCCAGACAGAGGCCCCUAAAGAGGUGAACAUUGACCACUUCACUAAAGACAUCACCAUGAAGAACCUGGUGGAACCUUCCCCUCACAGCUUUGACCUGGCCCAGAAAAGGAUCUACGCCCUGAUGGAGAAGGAUUCUCUGCCCCGCUUCGUGCGCUCUGAGUUUUAUAAGGAGUUAAUCAACUAG
Messenger RNA from Rattus norvegicus (Norway rat), 546 nucleotides. RefSeq names its product regulator of G-protein signaling 5 (gene Rgs5). The record is from RefSeq and is marked provisional. Gene Ontology annotation, cellular component: membrane; cytoplasm; cytosol. NCBI's taxonomy places the organism in Eukaryota, Metazoa, Chordata, Mammalia, Rodentia, Muridae.